AUGAAUUUAGAAGAUAAAUAUAAAUUAAUUAAAGAAAAAUACAAAGAAAUAAAAGAACAGAAUGAUAUUCUAAAAAAAGCAAUAGUGGAAUAUAAAAAAGAUAUUACACAAUUGGAAAAAAAUAAUAACGAACAAAAUAAUAAAAUAAAUAUAUUAUUAAAUGAAAAUAGUUGUUUAUUAAAUAACAAUGAUCAACAAUCAAAUAAAAUAACUCAAUUAAUGAACUUGUUAGAAGAACAAAAAAAAAAUAAUUCUGGGUGGAGAAAUUUAAUGUUAUUAACAAAAAGUUCUAAAGAAAAUAUCCAUGAAUCUGUAGCCUUUGAAGAACUCGAAAUAAAAAUAAAAGAAAAUGAAACUCUUCAUAAAAAAAUUGAUGAUCUAAAACAUGAACAUCAAGAAUUAGAAAUUAAACUUGAAAUGAAUAAGAAAAAUUAUGAUGAAAAAUUAAAAGAAGGAGAAAAAAGUAUUAAAAUUUUAACUGAUAAAAUUAACAAUUUUAAUCAAAAUAUUAUUGAUAUUCAAAAUGAGAAAUCUGAAAUAAAAAAACAAAUGGACAUAAAUAAAAAAAAAUAUGAGGAAACUAUAGAAAAAAAAAAAAAAUAUAUUCAUGAAUUAGAAGAUAUAAGUAAAAAGUUAAAAUAUAAAUGUUAUUCUAAAUAUAAAAUCAAUUUUAAUCAAAUUCCGUUUUUUGAAAAAUGUGAUUAUUACGAUUACUAUAUUCAAAAUAAAAUAAAUGAAAAUAUAAAACAUUUUCAAAAUUUUAUUUUAAAUGUAAUGGAAAAAUGUAGUGAAUAUUUAGUUUUAUGUAAGGAACUUUUUAUAUUUGAAGAUGAUAAGUUAAAUAAUAUAAAUGAAAAUUUAGAGAAAGAAGAAAAAAGAAACAAAAUAGAUUAUUCAAAAUUAAUAAACUUAAAAAAAAUUUCUCAAAAUGAAGUUAUUUAUCUUGAAGAAAUAAUUAAUUUAUUUAUAAAUUUUAAAAAUAUAUGGAUUAAAAAUAAAAAUAGAGAAGGAACUAAGGAUAUAUUAUUUAUUUUAGUUGAUAAAAUAAAAAAAUUUUUUAUAAAUGUAAAUAUAUAUUUAUGUGUUGAGGAUUAUUUCUUUCCAACAAAUCUCACUAGUAAAAAAUUUAUUCUGAAAAAUGUAAUUCACGAAUUAAGAAUUUUGAAAAAUCUAAUUUUGAAAACAAUAAAUAUAUUUUCCUUUGUGAUAUGCAUUACACCUUAUAAUAACAAAAAUAUAAUUUUGGAAUAUUUUAAAAAAAUAAAUAUUAAAAAAUUGAUAGACAAAAAAAAUCUAGACAAACAUAUAUAUUCUAAUGAAGCAAAUUAUGAUAAAAUAAAUAAAAGUUAUUUGAGUGAAGAAGAAAACAUUAAUUGCACAUUUAAAAUAAAUAAUACAAAUUUUAUGAAAUUAGUUUAUGAAAAAGAAAAGAAUUCUCUUUCUAAGUUUAAAGACCUAAAAGAUUAUGUUGAUAAAAAUAAUAAAAUUAUUUUAUUUUUAAUAAAUAAAUUUAAAAUAAUUUUAGAAGAUACAUCAUAUUCGUUUGGAUUUUUAAAAUCAUAUAUAUCUUUUCGUAUAUGUGAAAAUAAAGGGUUUUUUUCUACAUUAAAUAUGAAUAAAUUAAAAGCAAUUACUAGUUUAUUAGAUUUAACAAAUUCUUUCAUAAAUUCUAUAGAAAAUUUUGAUAUCGGAAAUUUAAAGUUACUUUUAGUUUCACUGUUGUCUUACUAUAGAUUUAACAACUCUAUUUUGUAUGAAGAAGAGAGGAAUUAUUUAGAAAAAAUUAAUAAUGCAUUUAAUAAAAAAAAGAUAAUUUCUUAUGAUUCAUUAGAAAAUAGUUUAAAAGAUCUCGAAUAUUACAAAAAAAAUAACAUUGAAUUAAGCAGAAAUAUUUUGAAAAAAACUAAAAUAAUUAAGAAAUUAAAAAGGAUAAAUGAACAAUCUUUGAAUGAAUAUAAAAACACAUUAAUGAUUAAUAAAGAGUUAACAGUAAACAAUACACUUUUAAUUAAUUCUUUAUCAAAUAAACAUGAAAUGAAUAAUAAAGAAAAUUUAACUAAUGAUAUUGAAACAUACGCAGAAAAAAUCUUAAAAUAUAUAACAAUUAAUAAAUAUGAAAAGAAAAAUUUAAAUAUUAAAGAAAAACAAUUAUUAGAAGCAUAUAUUUGUUCUUGCAUAAAAAUAAAUCAUUUAAAAAUUGAAAUAAAAAAAAAUAAUGAGUUUUUAGAGAAAUUCAAAAAUGAUUUUGAUAUAAAAGAAAAUGAAAUAAAAAAAUUAAAACUUCAAAUAGAAACAUAUAAAGAAGAAGAAGCAAAUAUACAUAAAAAAUAUGAAGAACAAAUGAAUACUUUGCAUGAUUUAAUCGUAACUUUAGAAAAACAAGUAUCAAAAUUAAAUUCCGAAAAGAGUGUAAAUAAAUUCCUUAUUUUAUGUACUAUAUGUGGAAGUAAAAAUAAUAUAGGAAACAUUUUGAAAAAUAGAAAAUGUCUUAAAUGUAAUUCAAUAAUCAUUUUUUUUAAAUGA
Molecule: messenger RNA, 2523 nt
Organism: Plasmodium gallinaceum
Lineage: Eukaryota; Apicomplexa; Aconoidasida; Haemosporida; Plasmodiidae
Product: conserved Plasmodium protein, unknown function
Exons: 13
Coding region: 1-2523 (840 amino acids)
Cellular component (GO): membrane; early endosome
Source: RefSeq, a predicted model, not a curated record